UUACUACAGCAUUUUCAAGCAGUGCUGAACCAGGUCAGGAGUGGCAGGCUAAUCUUGGAUAGCUACAGUACCAUUCACCUUUACUACAAAAGAAAACCUCAGGAGAAGAUGUGGACUCAAUCAGAAAGCAGUUCAGAAGUUGAGGACAUGGACACCUCAGACAUGCCUGUUAUGACAGAUUACAAAACAAAUCCAUGGCUUUGGUUCUACCUGGAUGAAAGGGGAACGUGGCACAUGUUUGAGAAUGAUCAAAUGGAAAGAAAUUCUCUGACCAGUGAGGACAUUGAAAGGUAUUACACAAGAAAUCCAAAAGGAGUGUUACAGAUAUCCACAUCCAGAGGCAUCAACAAGCUGGAUUUUGCUGAGAUGGUUCUGACUGACAUCAAAACAAGGAAGCAGAGGCGAAUCAAACGAUCCAACAAGACUCACAAAACUGGGAAUAGUGGAAGAUGCUCUUGUGUUGGUUCAGUGCCCACACACUGGGAAGCAGUGGACACCAAAUACCCCUAUCAGGUGUUCUGUCUGAAGAGAGACACAGCUGAAUAUAAUUAUGUGGCAGGCUGCUUAAAGGAGGGGGAACUAGACAGACGCAUCAAAUCCAUCUGUAGAAUACAGAACCUGGACCUCUGGGAAUUUUACUGUAGGAAAAAGAUUCAGUUGGGAAGGAUUCAAGGUGUUACAGAGGUCAAGGAGGAGAAGCUGUUUCAUGGAACAAAAAUCGGCAACGUACACUCAAUUUGUACAUACAAUUUUGACAACAGGUUAGCUGGUAUCAACGGCCAUAUUCUUGGAAAAGGAACCUACUUUGCAAGAUUUGCCUCAUAUGCAGAUAAGUACAGUCCAUGGAACACUGAUCCAGUACCUCUGUUUGGUGAGGCACCACAAGGCUUCAGUAGCCAAAAGACCAAAACAAUGUUUCUGUGCAAGGUGAUAGUUGGGAAAACUACACUGGGAAAGACAGAUUUCCUCAAGCCUGAUGACAAAAGUGCUAUUAACUUCCAUGACAGUUGUGUGGACAAUGUCAUGUAUCCCAGAAUUUUUGUCAUAUUUGAUCCCAAUCAGAUAUAUCCAGAGUACUUAAUUCAGUACUAUUGAAAUAAAGAUGGAGACCGAGUGACCUACAAUGAGUUGCCAUGUGCAAUAUGAACUGUAAGCCUGUCAUUGGAAUACGUUGAAUGGACAUUUUGCAUUCAAAUUAAUGGAAUUUCUAUUCACUGUUGUUUUAAACAGUGGUCCAUUCUCAAUGUAAAUAAUUUCUAUCACGAUGGAUUGUGUAAUAGGCUAUUGCGGUGGUGUCGGAAUAGGGCGGCGCUCAGGGGCUGUGGGUGUGGGUGUUUGAGUGAGAAAGACAAGGAGGAGAACCAACAAGUCAGCACAGCCCCCUUCAUUAUCGACGCAUUGUGCCGACAACAUGAAAGAGCCAUUCCAGACUCUGAAGCAGGAGGAUUUUGAAAGUUAGGUGUUAGCCAGACUAGUUAGCCUACAGUAGGAAAGGUUGUGGCCUAGUAAAAAAAGAUUUUCAGAGCACUGGCAGUAGAGGUCGCUGUUGACCUUGAUGCGCACCUGUAGGCCCCUUCUCAUGAUUGAAGAUGAGAUGCUAAAAUGCUCGAUUUCUGUCAACUCAGGGCAGUCACUCUGCUGU
Salvelinus namaycush (lake trout) is the source of this 1642-nucleotide messenger RNA. Its product is annotated as protein mono-ADP-ribosyltransferase PARP11-like. NCBI's taxonomy places the organism in Eukaryota, Metazoa, Chordata, Actinopteri, Salmoniformes, Salmonidae. The transcript has 8 exons. Gene Ontology annotation, molecular function: NAD+ poly-ADP-ribosyltransferase activity. The record is from RefSeq and is a predicted model, not a curated record. The coding region runs from base 109 to 1095 and encodes 328 amino acids.